Messenger RNA from Salvia hispanica, 789 nucleotides. NCBI's taxonomy places the organism in Eukaryota, Viridiplantae, Streptophyta, Magnoliopsida, Lamiales, Lamiaceae. The record is from RefSeq and is a predicted model, not a curated record.
AGGGCUGAAACCCUAGGCCCAUUCUGAGUCCAUUUCGAAGCAACGCCUUAUAUUGCUGUGAUUGGGGGUUAGGGUUACUGGAAUCUCACAAACUGACCUUCCGCGGCGAGCUCUCUACUAUUCUGCAGCCAUGGUUCUCAAGACGGAGCUUUGCCGUUUUAGCGGUGCCAAGAUUUAUCCUGGAAGGGGCAUUAGGUUUAUAAGAUCAGAUUCUCAGGUUUUCCUCUUUGUUAACUCAAAAUGCAAGAGGUACUUCCACAAUCGCCUGAGGCCUGCUAAGCUUACUUGGACUGCCAUGUACAGAAAGCAACACAAAAAGGAUGCUGCUGCUGAAACUGUGAAGAAGAGGCGCCGUACCAACAAGAAGCCCUACUCAAGGUCCAUUGUUGGUGCGACCUUAGAGGUCAUUCAGAAGAAACGGGCCGAGAAGCCAGAGGUCCGCGAUGCUGCACGUGAGGCUGCUCUACGUGAAAUUAAGGAGAGGAUUAAGAAAACCAAAGAUGAAAAGAAGGCAAAGAAGGCUGAAGUUCAGUCCAAGCAAAAGGGUUCCGGCAAGGCCAAUGUACCAAAGGGAGCAGCACCCAAGGGCCCUAAGAUUGGAGGUGGCGGCGGCAAGCGUUGAAAGGUUUUUGCUUUUAUAUGUUAUGCAUAAGGAACACAAAUGGUUAUAAGCCAUUGCCGUUGUGUGCUGGUUUUGCUUUUGGUCUACAACUUAUUUCUUUAACUCAACAUUGUCUUGGAAGGCUAUUGGACUUUGUUUUCCCUAGAAAUAGCAUACAUUUUUCUCGA